AUGGAUGCAAACAGCUUGAGCUCUAUUCAGGUUGGAAUUACAGAAUCCCUUGACAACGAGGUCAAGGCCAUUAGCUCACACAAUCAAACCGAAUGUGAGCAAGGGAUUGAAAUAGCUACUGAAAAAUGCAGUGAACAUCACAACGACGAAUGCAUGGAGGAAAACCUCGUCAAGACUGCAAGUGCCAAACAAGACGAUCUUGAUCCUGUGAAACUGGGAAAGGCAGCAGGCGGUCUGCCACAGAUGUCAGAGAUUCAAUCCUUGAGUGAAACAAAGCAAGAGGAGAAUGGGGAACAUGUUCAAAACGAAACUUGUGGCAAGAAGGAUAAAGAGAAUGGGGAAUCGCUCGAUUCAAAACUCGAAAUAGAGACAGAGAACUUCAAGAAUCAACGUGCUGGCGCUGGAGAAGAGUUGAUACAAGCUCCUGCUAUUGCGACCAGUCCCUCCAACCUAGUCCAGGAUCAGGAAAGCUCAAAUUGCACGAUCACUCUGAUUGAUCGAGUAGAUCCUUCAGGAUCAACUGACGUUCGGAACCAAGAUGAGGGAUCCACAGCUCCAUCCAGCGAUCCAAUGCAGAUUUCUGUGCCAAAUGUUGAAUCACUGCGUGAUGACGACCUCAAAGGCAGCCAUGCCCCCACUUCUAGCCAAAUGAACGAUCCGCAAGUUGAAGCUACGUCAGCUGCUGAGACGCCAAAUGCGACAAAGUCCAACAUAGUGCCCCAAGCUGACAAGUCAGGACUAGAAAGUUCUGAUUUGGUGCAGCACGGUAAGGGUGAUAUUGAGGGACAAGGGUCUGAUAAAACCCCGCAAGUCACAGAUACGUUAGGUAACGCAGUAGUCUCAGUGCAGAUACCCUCAAACCAUGUGGAAGCGAAUGGAAGGCAUUACAUUCAAACGAAUUCGUCGUCGACAGACGAAAAGCUUGAUGUACCGAAAGGUUUGGAGCAGACUUGCCCUGAAACUUCACGGGACGGCUACUGUGCACUUUCAGACCCGGCUAAUCAAUCGCCGCAACAACUUGAGCCUCCCACGGCAGCCAGAUGCGGAGCUUGUUGGAAACAAUUCAGAGCAGAAAGAGGAUCAAAACAGUGCGACUAUUGA
This is a messenger RNA of Guillardia theta CCMP2712, 1101 nucleotides long. RefSeq lists its product as hypothetical. The transcript has 3 exons. The record is from RefSeq and is a predicted model, not a curated record. Bases 1 to 1101 code for a protein of 366 amino acids. Lineage: Eukaryota; Cryptophyceae; Pyrenomonadales; Geminigeraceae.